UUCAAAGCCGUGAAGGUCGAUAUAAAAAGCAGACCGCCGUCGGGGGAUUCAUUCAAUCCAACCCAGUAAAACCGACAGCAACGAACUCGCAACAGUUUUGUUUAUAUAUUUAAGUACAUUUUUUUCGUUUUUAUUUCUAGUUACAGGUGUAGUUUUUUUAUUAAUUUAUUCACAUAAUGUAUCCGAUUACGUUUUUAACGAGUUAUUUACUAUUAGUAUUUUGCCAUUUUGGAGCCACCGAACCUCCGCCAUCUCAUGGAUAUGGUCCUCCAUCUCCAGUCGAAUUCGGAAGCAACGAAAUCGGAUCGCAUGAACAAUACAGCGCUCCGGCUGAUUUCGGAAGUUACAACAGCUUCGGCUCAGGAUCUCCUUCAAGCUACAGCGCACCAAGCUCAGCUUAUAAAUCAGGACCACCGAGUUUCCCGUCUCAUUACAGCAGCGGUGGCGGCGGCGGCGGCGGCCCAAAAUACAGCAGUGGUUUGGGCGGCAAAGGAGGCGUCAGUUCUAGCUACAUUAGCAUAGUUCACGGUGCUGGAAGCGCCAAUGGUCCAGGAAAAUUGCGCCCUUCGGCUUACUCUGCUCCAGGCAAAGGACCAGCUUCGGUCAUCAACUCGUACAACCCACCUAGCUUCGGCAACGCUGCUUCUACUUUCACCGAUGUAAAAUCUUACGGCGGAGCUAGCCCAUACUCGGGUGGAGCUAGCGCCUACUCCGGCGGCGCCAGCCCUUACUCUAGUGGCGAAGCUUUCGGCAGCAGCGGCUACACUAAAUUCGGCGGCGGCAAUCCUGCCGCUUAUAGCGCCGGAAGUUACGAAUCGUUCUCGCCCGGAUCUUCAGCCGAUUACAACAAAGGCUACGAAAGCGGCGGCGUCAGCGACGAGGUCGCUAGUUACUCCAGCGGUGGACCGAGCUACGCUACGUUCACAGGCAGCUCUAAACUUUCCUAUACUCCAAGCUUCAGUCAGGGAUCUCGCGGUAAUGCUUUCAGCACUUCUAAUGUUAACGUAUUCGGCGGCGGCAAAAGCGGCGGUCACGGUAGCUUCCACGCACCUUCGUACACCGCAGGCAGCGUGAAACCCAGCAACGGAGCCAAAGUUUACAGCAGAUACAGCGGUCCCAGUAGUUUCGGUCCAAGUUCCAGCAGCUAUAGUUCGCCUUCGUUGUCCAGCGGCGAAAGCGGAUAUAAUAGCAGAGCUUUGAAAGCCGGAUACGGUAUCGAAAACAGCGAAGAUUUCGCCAGCAGCGAAGAUUCCAAUGUUUUCAACGGCGCCUUCGGUGACGGAGCUGGAUUCAAAGUUCAAAGCAGUUACUCAACUGGUUAAUAAGUUAAUGGAAAGUAGAAUGCAGUGAAGGCUGUGAAUAACCAAAAACGAAAAUUGAACGUCGAUGGUUUUAUUUUUCUCAUCAUUCUCGGAAGAAUACUAUGUAAAGUAGAUAGAUAUUGGAAUAUUGCAAGGCGCCUAUCCUGAGCUGAAGCCACUCGGAAAAUCGGAAUGUAUCAUUUUGUCUCGCAUGGAAUAGAUUUUAAAUAAUUUGAAAUCCUACCCACGUUUUUUUGUACAGUUGUAUGUUUAUAUUGUUGAAUAAAUUUUUUUGUUAUGGUUUCAUAA
This is a messenger RNA of Planococcus citri (citrus mealybug), 1610 nucleotides long. RefSeq names its product prisilkin-39-like. Bases 177 to 1322 code for a protein of 381 amino acids. The transcript is spliced from 4 exons. Lineage: Eukaryota; Metazoa; Arthropoda; Insecta; Hemiptera; Pseudococcidae. The record is from RefSeq and is a predicted model, not a curated record.